GUCAGUCUUUAUUAGAUAAAUGAUUAAAACAAAAUUAUACUCCCAUUGUUACUGUUAAAGUGAAAUUAUUUCUUUGUUUCUAAUGUUGUGAAUAUGCAAUUUAUUUGAAUAGAAAAAAUGAUGGUGGAAGCAGAAGAAGCUACUAAACGGCUUAAUGUCAAAAAGCAAACAUUAGAUGAUGCAUAUGCAGCACCAGCUAAUUUUCUCGAAAUAGAUGUCGUCAAUCCGAGUACAACAAUGAUGACCGGAAAGAAGCGAUACACUGAUUAUGAGGUUCGCAUGCGAACCAAUUUACCCGUUUUUAAAGUGAAGGAGUCCAGUGUACGUAGACGAUACAGCGAUUUUGAAUGGCUUAGAAAUGAAUUGGAAAGAGAUAGUAAAAUUGUGGUUCCACCAUUGCCGUCAAAGGCCUGGAAACGACAAAUGCCGUUUCGCGGUGACGACGGCUUAUUUGAUGAACAUUUCAUUGAGGAUAGGCGCAAAGGAUUGGAGAGUUUUAUUAAUAAAAUAGCUGGACAUCCAUUAGCGCAAAACGAACGAUGUUUGCAUAUGUUUUUGCAAGAACCAAUAAUUGAUAAGAACUAUGUACCGGGAAAGAUACGCAACACAUAAACUAUUUCUCGUAUAAAUUGGUGGUCGCACCGAGAAGACUCACACAGAAAAGAUCAAAUUACUGAAAUAGAUUUACUAUACAUUGUAAACACAUUAUAAAUAAAAUUACAAUAAAUUUGGAAAUUGAAUGGAUUGGGGAAGCAAUA
Bradysia coprophila is the source of this 758-nucleotide messenger RNA. Its product is annotated as sorting nexin-12-like. Gene Ontology annotation, biological process: endocytic recycling; late endosome to Golgi transport. Gene Ontology annotation, cellular component: early endosome membrane; retromer complex. Gene Ontology annotation, molecular function: phosphatidylinositol-3-phosphate binding. NCBI's taxonomy places the organism in Eukaryota, Metazoa, Arthropoda, Insecta, Diptera, Sciaridae. The record is from RefSeq and is a predicted model, not a curated record.